Pantherophis guttatus is the source of this 690-nucleotide messenger RNA. The record is from RefSeq and is a predicted model, not a curated record. Lineage: Eukaryota; Metazoa; Chordata; Lepidosauria; Squamata; Colubridae.
AUGGCUGUGGAGCUGCUUGAAGAACCGGGGGAUGUGCGGCCAGAGACAGAGGAUGCAGGGAACCCGUCCGCCUCCCCCGCUCCCCGGCAUAGCCCCCCCACCCCCAGCAGCCCCGCCGUCCACCUUGCAGCGGCUGGAGAUCAUCUGAGCCACAUCCUUGGUGACCAGCUGCGAGCAUCUGCCCAGGUCCAGCUCUGUCAGCUGUGGCACCAGCAGCAAGUGCAGCACAGGUCGAGUCACGCGCCGCUUGAUCCCCAGGAAGUCGAUCAGCUCCUGCACCAGCCCCUCUCUCGUCGCCCCUCAGCCCCCCCAAGCCCCUCCCCCCAGCCCCUCUCUCGCCCCUCCCGCUCCCCCCCAGCCCCUCUCUCACGCCUCACCCAGGUCGUUGAAGGGCCCCAGCAGGUAUCGGAAGCGCUGCUCGUCCAGGGAGCGCUCGGCGUAGUCUUUGGCCCAGAGCACCUGCAUGUUGGCGGCCACGUUCUCCAGGCAGAGCGCCCGCAGCGGCCGAGCCGCCUUCCUCUUCGGCAUCCCUGCGGCCGGCCGGAGGCUCCGAGCGAUCGGCGAGACGGAGCAACACCCGCUGCACCAGGGCGCUUCCGGCCGCCAGGGGGCGCCCGCCGGAAGUGCCGCCGCUCCCACCCACGCCUGCGCCCUCGAGGGGUCCUCACCCGGGCUGCCCGCGGCGCCUGA